Paramuricea clavata is the source of this 777-nucleotide messenger RNA. NCBI's taxonomy places the organism in Eukaryota, Metazoa, Cnidaria, Anthozoa, Malacalcyonacea, Plexauridae. The record is from the annotation of a GenBank genome assembly.
CAGAAAAGAAGAAAUGCGUAUGUUGGUUAUCUUCUAACCAAGGACGGUCUUAAGCCAGAUCCCGAGAAAAUAAGAGCUGUACAAGCCAUGACUAAACCGACCAUCCAACACGAAAGAGUUAAAAACAUACUUGGGUUUAUCCAAUAUCUCGCAAAGUUUUUACCCAAUAUGGCCGAAGUCAGUGCACCACUUCUAAAGUUGUUGGAAAAGAACACAGCAUGGCAUUGGGAAAAGCAACAAGAAGAUAGCUUUCAACAACUCAAGAGAAUGACAACCAGUGCCCCAGUGCUAAGUUAUUAUGAUCCCAAGAAGCCUGUUACCUUACCUGUAGAUGCCAGUUCAAAAGGACUUGGAGCAGUGCUGUAUCAAGAAGAAAAAACAGUUGCAUAUGCCUCCAGAGCGUUAACACCAACACAGCAAAAAUAUGCACAAAUCGAGAAAGAGAGUUUGGCUAUUGUAUUUGGUACAACCAAGUUUCACCAGUUCCUGUUUGGAAAAGAAGUACUUGUCACAUCAGACCACAAACCACUUGAAUAUAUAUUCAAUAAGCCUCUGCACCAAGCAUCACUUCGUCUACAGAAGAUGCUGUUAGGCUUGCAAGGAUAUGAGUUAAGAAUUGUCUACAAGCCUGGCAAAGAGUUGUUCAUUGCUGAUACCAUAAGCAGAAAUUACCUAGAAGAGACGAAAGAAACACUCGCACAAGAACUCAAAGUAAACGAAGUCCACCUUACAGCCCACUUACCAAUAUCACCUGAAAAGUACCAGAAAGAAGAAUAA